Messenger RNA from Closterium sp. NIES-65, 1659 nucleotides. Lineage: Eukaryota; Viridiplantae; Streptophyta; Zygnematophyceae; Desmidiales; Closteriaceae. The record is from the annotation of a GenBank genome assembly.
AUGGCUACCCCUAGCGUUCUCGUCUUUGAUGCUGAGGGUAGGGCUGUUGACUUUGAGGUCUGGGUCGAUGAUCUACAGCUUUUCCUACGGUGCGAUAGAAAAGACGGUCUCUCACUGUUCGAUCUCACGUCUGGCGCCUCUGCUGCCCCUGCUGCCGAUGCUGACAGCACUGUUCGCUCACAGUGGGCCACACGUGAUGCUGCUGCCCGUCUUGCUGUGCGUAGUACCUUUCCGUCCACUGAGCGCGCGCACUUUAGUCAGUACAAGAGUGCUAAGACCUUGUACGACGCUGUAGUUGCACGCUACUCUUCCCUUGCCACUGCUGCUCUUAGCCGCCUCAUGCUGCCGUACCUGUUCCCUGACCUCGCCGCCUUUCCCACAGUCGCUGACCUCAUUACGCACCUCCACACUAGUGACACCCGCUACCGCGCUGCACUUCCUGCUGAGUUCUGCGCCAAGAACCCCCCUCCCAUGUACAUCACCCUCUACUACAUAGUCACCCGGCUCCCUGACUCCCUCCGCUCGGGGCUGGCGGGGGCAAUGGAGGUGCCGGUGGAGGCGGCGGAGGGAGUGGGGGUGGCAGUGGGAGUGGUGGCGGGGUUGGGGGCUUCGGUGGCGGCGGUGGAGGCGGAGGCGGCGGCGGCGGUGGCGGUGGGAGCGGAGGAGGAGGCGGUGGCGGCGGUGGCUGAGGUGGCGGCGGCGAAGGUGGAGCUGGUCGAGGUGGCCCUGCGCAGCGGAGCGGCUUCGGUGGUGGUCAGCGCUAGCAGCAGCAGCGCACUCGUGAGACCCCGCCCCCCGAGCAGCUUCGUGAGUGGUACGCUGCGCGUCAGCGAGGUGGGGGUGCUGGUCCUUGUGCCCACGUCCUGCAUACCGGCGACCGCACUCGUGAGCCGCAUUGAGGCUGCUGCUCUAGGUGCUGGUGAGGCUGCUGCUCUAGGUGCUAGUGCGUCUGCUGCCCCAAGUACUGGUGCGUCUGCUCUCUUAGGUGCCCCGUCGGCUCAGGCCUUACACACCUUCACCCUUGACUCGAGUGCUUCCCGCUCCUUCUUUCGAGACCGCACCACGCUUAUGCCACUUAGUAGGUCAGUCGCGGUCUCCCUGGCGGACGCCUCUGGGGGUCCUGUCCUUGCCCACUUCUCCACUGUCUUACCGUGUCCGGGGGCCCCCUCUGGCGCCCUAUCAGGUCUCUACCUCCCCUCGUUCUCUACGAACUUGGUGAGUGGUGCUGAUCCACAGGAUGGGGGGGUUGACCAGUUCACUCCUGCGAGUCAGCGGGUGACCCACUGUACGUGUGCUCGGACGGGCCAACACUUGGCCACGUUUACCCGCGAGCCGGGGUCGAGCCUGUACACACUGACUACUGAGUCUCCUCCGGUUGCUGAGUCUGGUCAGGUAGCUGCGUCGGAUCAGGUGUUUGCUGCAGCAUCCAGGUCUGGUCCUGAGUCUGCUCCCUGCUCGUGUCGUCUCCUGUCCCACCGGACUCUCCUCUGGCACCACCGCCUUGGUCACCCCUCCCUGCCUCUUCUCCGAGGCAUGGCUUCCCGUUACCUUGUCUCUGGUCUACCCCGGUCCCUCCCUCCCCUCCCUCCGGGGCCUGCCCCUACCUGCGUUCCCUACGUCGAGGGACGGCAGCGCGCCGCCCCUCACGGACAUCCUUGA